Paramecium sonneborni is the source of this 755-nucleotide messenger RNA. The record is from the annotation of a GenBank genome assembly. NCBI's taxonomy places the organism in Eukaryota, Ciliophora, Oligohymenophorea, Peniculida, Parameciidae.
AUGAGAUUAUAGAAGUCAUAGCAGAAUAAACAGAAAAUUCUGAGAGAGGAACUAAUGUUGUUUAAAAUAUCAAUAAUGAAAGUUGUUGUUUAGAUGAGUAAAUAAAAGAAAUCGAUUGGAUUUACAAUAAAUAAGAUUAAGAAAUAAUGUAAAAUACAAUUUAAAUAAAACUGAAAAUUGUAAGGGAUACAAAAGAAAAGGUUCAUAGUGAUUAAGAGAAUGUUAUACCUCAAAAAUUAAAUAAUAAAAAAUAAAUAGACUCAAGCAAUUUAAGUGAUCUAAGCUAAGAUUAAACUUAUUACACUUAAAUAGGAUAAUAAAUUGAUGUUUAUGAACAAUAAAAAUAUUUAGAGGAACAAUAAUUAUAAUUAAAAUCUAGUAGUUUAGAAGCUGAUAAAAAUAUCCUUUCUUAAAUAAUGCUUUUAGUAUCCUUAGGAAUUAUAUAUGAAGUAAUGUUUGGAAUCAUGAGCAUAAUUGCUCUGAUUAAUGAAGCAAUAUAUUCAACUCCUAUUGGAACUAUUGUUUAUUUAUAUGUCUCUAAUUCACUUUAAUUCUUUUCAUUAUUGAAUGUACUAAAAUUAUUUAAGGACUUCUAUAAUCAAUAAAUUAAAAAUUUGAUUUGGAUUUCAAAAAUUGGAAGCAAAAAGACAGACUUGAAUUAAAAUUAUUCUUUCAUAAUACCAUAAGAAUAUAAACAAGAUGAUGAAAUGUUAAAAAAGUUUGAAAGCAGGAUAAAUUUGAUCACUUUAUAUUGA